This is a messenger RNA of Talaromyces stipitatus ATCC 10500, 1686 nucleotides long. Its product is annotated as acetolactate synthase, putative. The transcript is spliced from 2 exons. Gene Ontology annotation, biological process: butanediol metabolic process; L-valine biosynthetic process. Bases 1 to 1686 code for a protein of 561 amino acids. Gene Ontology annotation, cellular component: acetolactate synthase complex. Gene Ontology annotation, molecular function: magnesium ion binding; acetolactate synthase activity; thiamine pyrophosphate binding. The record is from RefSeq and is a predicted model, not a curated record. Lineage: Eukaryota; Fungi; Ascomycota; Eurotiomycetes; Eurotiales; Trichocomaceae.
AUGUCAAAUCGCAACCCUUCCCACGUAAUAGUCGAGUCCCUCUCCAAUGCCGGCGUAAAAAUCGUCUUUGGUAUCCCCGGCGCAAAAGUGGACGGGAUAUUCGACGCAUUGAGUGACCACCCAACCAUCAAACUAAUCGUCUGCCGUCAUGAGCAAAACGCCGCUUUCAUGGCAGCCGCAGUCGGCCGUCUGACCGGAGCUCCAGGUGUCUGUCUGGUUACUUCUGGACCAGGAACGAGUAACCUCGUCACUGGGCUUGCAACAGCAACGACAGAGGGAGAUCCCGUACUCGCAAUAGCGGGGACAGUGUCUAGACUACAGGCAGCGCGACAUACACAUCAAUCCCUCGAUGUGAACAAAGUGCUGGAAGGGGUUGGAGUUGAAGAUCAGGUUAGCGAGGUCAUUGCCAAUGCCUUUCGGCACGCCCGUCAAUUCCCACAGGGCGCAACAGCUGUGGCCUUGCCAAUGGAUAUUAUCAAAAGUACCUCUGUGGGUGUACCUCCAUUCCCGAGUCUGAGCUUUGAGGCCCCCGGUUAUGGUUCAAGCAAUACGAAACUGUGCAAGGUUGCUGUCGACAAGCUUAUAGCAGCUAAAUAUCCUGUGAUAUUGCUGGGUAUGAGAUCUUCAGACCCAGAGAUUGUGGCUUCAGUUCGUCGAAUGAUCAAAGAUCACACCUUGCCUGUUGUAGAGACCUUCCAAGCUGCAGGCGCAAUCAGUGAAGAUCUAUUGCACAGAUAUUACGGUCGUGUAGGACUGUUCAGAAACCAGCCAGGAGAUAAGGUACUAGCCAGAGCAGACCUCAUCAUUGCAGUGGGCUACGACCCUUAUGAAUACGACGCUGAAACGUGGAAUGUGAACAAUCCUGCGACGAUUCAUAACAUCAUUCAUAUUGAUUACACUCAUUCCAGGGUAUCGCAACAUUAUAUGCCACACGUUGAGCUUCUGGGUAACCCAGCAGACAUCGUCGAUGAACUUACCGCCAGCCUGCAAGCUCUAAAGCCCAACUUCUGGUCCGGUGCGGAGGAUACAUUGGAAAAUAUUCGACAGGAAAUUGCCAGAUGCGAAGCAACUGCAACACACACUGAGUCAUUACAGGAUGGAGCUGUACAACCGACUCAUUUCGUCUACCAACUCCGCCAUCUCCUCCCCAAGGAGACCAUUGUAGCCGUCGACGUUGGCACCGUCUACAUAUACAUGAUGCGAUAUUUCCAGACAUACUCACCACGUCAUUUACUCUGCUCCAACGGUCAACAGACCCUUGGCGUCGGUCUACCCUGGGCAAUCGCAGCAAGUCUAAUCCAAGAACCCCCCUGUUCCCGCAAAGUGGUCAGCAUCAGCGGCGACGGCGGCUUCAUGUUUAGUUCGCAAGAGCUCGCGACUGCAGUCUUGCAAAAAUGUAACAUCACCCAUUUCAUCUGGAAUGAUUCCGGGUACAACAUGGUCGAAUUCCAGGAAGAGGCGAAAUACGGUCGUAGCUCCGGUAUCAAGUUGGGAGGUAUUGAUUUUGUCAAGUUUGCGGAAGCGUUUGAUGGUGCAAGGGGUUUUAGGAUUAACUCGACUAAGGAGGUAAAGGAGGUUAUCAAGGAAGCGUUGGCGUUUGAGGGGGUGGCUAUUGUGGAUGUUAGGAUUGAUUAUAGUAGGAGUCAUGAGUUGAUGAAGGAUAUUAUUCCGAAGGAUUAUCAGUGA